AUGAAUAAUAUUGAAAACUUGUUAGACUAAACUCAUCGUAAUACUAGAAGAGGCAUCAUAUUCUAACAUUCGAGAAAGACCUUUACUAUUAAACCAGAUUCACCUAAAACUAGGGAAGCAUGUUUAGCUUUAGGUUAUGAUCCAAAUAUAUUUUAAUUUAAGUAUCAGUUUAACAUUUAGUUAAAUAGACAAUUGGAAGAUUUUGUUGAACCAGGUUUACCUGAAAAUGUUUAAAAAAUGCGAUUUGAACAUUAUAUGAAAAAGACUGAAGGUAAAACUGAAAUCUAUUUUAGGUGCUUUAAAGGAAAUUAGUAAAAUGCGUAAAACUAUAAUUAAAAAAUAAAAAAAUAUAACUAAUUUACAUUUAGAGAAGAGUUUUCAGAAAGAUGAAGAGUAUCUAUAUGAAUUAUAAUAGAUUGGCAAAUGAUUUAAUAGAAACUUACAAUAAGAAAAUGAGUAGCAUUGAUAAAGAUGAUAAAGAGGCUUCAUAUUUAUCUUUUGAUGAAGAUGAUCCAAUAUUAGUAUUAGAAUAAUAAUUGGAAAAAGAAAUUACUAAAUUUAAGAAAUCAUUAUAAAUUAAGGCUAAAGAAGUUUAACACUAAUUAGAAAAUGAAAAAAAAAGAUAAAAAAUGCAGCAUGAUUUGAAUGAAAGAGAAAAAAGAAUAGAAGAAUUAUAAUUAAAAAUAUCUAAAUAGAAAGCAAAGAAGAAAUAAUUAAUGAAAUAAGCUUCUUAAAAAAAAUAUAAUGAAAUUAAAUAAAAAGAAAGAGAUAAAUAAAAUAAAUUACUUGAAGAUAGAAAAAAGUAAGCAGAAAAAUCAGAAAAAAUGUAAAUUAAAAUUAAAUAAUUUUAGACGAUUAAAAUUAGAACAAGAUGAAAUUUCACAUAAGAAGGAAGUAGAAGAAUAGGAAAAAAAAUAUUAAGAAAGAAGAUUAUAAAUAUAAUAACGUAAAAAUUUACAAGAUAGAUAAUAUAAUUAACAUUUGGCAUAAACUAUGACUUAAAUUUAAUAAAAGUGGGCUGAAACAUCAUUAAAUAAAGAAAAAUAAAUCUGGGAAUGUAAACUAGAACGUCUUACUCUUAGAAGUUCUUUACAUGAAGAAAAAUUAAAGCAAUAUAAAUUAAAAACUUUCUAAAAAGAAGAAUCUUUGGUUUAAUCAAUUGUCUAAAGAUUAGCAAAUAAAGAGGAAGAUCUUAAAGGUAUUUAAUAUUAUAAAUUAGCUUUAAAAUAAUCAAAAGAAAGAGAGGAAUAAAAUAAAGUUAAAGAUGAAAAGUUAAGAAGGAAAAAAAUUGAAAAAAGUCUUAAAAAUAUUAAAUCUUAACAAUUUGAUAGAGUUGAUACUCUUUAAAAAAAAUUUUAACUUUUAGAAGAUUAUAGUCUUAAAAGAAAAGAAGAAUUAGAUUAUUAGAAGUCUUUAAAAUAAGAAAGAAUGAAAUUAAAAUAAUAAGAUUUAAUUGAAAAUUAUUAAAGAUAAGAAAGAUUAAAAGAUUUUAGAUUUAAAUCAUUGAUUAAAUCCACAUAAUAAUUAAAUGAAUAAAAAUCUUUAGAAAAAAUCUCUAAUGAAUUAAUUCGUAAAGCACAAUAAGAACUUUAAAAAAAAUUAAAAAAAGAUUCUGAGAAUCUUGAUUAGAGUCUUAUGAAUGUGAGUUAAGCUGAUUAGAAAUUUUUAAAGUAAAAAAUUAAAUUUAUUUCUAAUUAGCUAAAGAGUUAGUCAACUUGAAAAAAGUUUAUCAAAUCUUACAUAAAAUUCUAAGAUCAUCCACUAAUGA
Molecule: messenger RNA, 1768 nt
Organism: Paramecium sonneborni
Lineage: Eukaryota; Ciliophora; Oligohymenophorea; Peniculida; Parameciidae
Source: the annotation of a GenBank genome assembly